GGGAGUAUCCCCACCGCACUACAUCCUCGGGCGGGCGCGCGCGGACACACGGACACACUCACACGCACACACCCACAUACCCCGCCACACUGCAUCCUCGGGCCGGCGCGCCUGGACGGACACUCACUCGCUCACCCACCCACCAACCCACCUACGCUUUCGCAAACAGCUCCAAACCUUCCAACUGCGGAAUUCCCUCUCUGAAGUUGGUUUCCAGCCCAGCACAGCCGUGACCCUGGCUUUUCUCUAAUCCUAGGAAGGCUCUGGCCUCUGUGAACUCUGCUUCUCCAGGCAAGUAAACCCCAAAGAGGACUGACCAGUUCUUGAAUUUCUAAACCAUGGCCCAUGGAUCAGUGAUGUUCAGUGAUGUGUCCAUCGACUUCUCUCUGGAGGAGUGGGAAUUCCUGAAUUUGGAACAGAGGGAUUUGUAUAGAGAUGUAAUGUUAGAGAACUACAGCAACUUGGUCUCAUUGGGAUGCUUCAUUUCUAAACCAGAUGUGAUUUCCUUAUUAGAGCAAGGAAAAGAGCCCUGGAAAGUAGUGAGGCAAGGAAGAAGACAAUAUCCAGAUUUAGAGACCAACUAUGAGAUCAAGAAGUUAUCUUCAGAAAAUGACAUUUAUGAAAUAAACUUAUCCCAGUGGAAAAUAAUGGAAAGAAUUAAAAACCAUGGCCUUAAGAGCUUCAUUUUAAAAAAUGAUUGGGAGUCCAAAAGAAGAUUUGAAGGACAAGAGGAAUAUUUCAACCAAGUGAAAAUCACAUCUCAAAAAAUGUCCCCUUACCAAAAACGCUCAUCUCCUUCCUCACGUCAGAGAAUUCAUUAUGUCGAGAAACCCUAUGAAUGUAAGGAAUGUGGGAAGGCCUUUAGAGUACGCCAACAACUUACAUUUCAUCAUCGAAUUCAUACUGGUGAGAAACCUUAUGAAUGUAAGGAAUGUGGGAUGGCAUUUAGACAGACAGCACAUCUUACUCGACAUCAGAGACUUCAUUCUGGUGAAAAACUCUAUGAAUGUAAGGAAUGUGGGGAAUCUUUCAUGUGUGGCCCAGAACUUAGAGUACAUCAGAAAAUUCAUAUUGGUGAGAAACCCUAUGUAUGUAAAGAAUGUGGGAAGGCCUUCAGAGUUCGUGGACAACUUACUCUCCAUCAGAGGAUUCAUACUGGUGAGAAACCCUAUGUAUGUACAGAAUGUGGGAAAGCCUUUAGGCAAUAUGCACAUCUUACUCGACAUCAGAAGCUUAAUAUUGCUGACAAACUCUAUGAAUGUAAAGAAUGUGGGAAGGCCUUUUUGUGUGGGUCUGGCCUUAGAGUACAUCACAAACUUCAUACUGGGGAGAAACCCUAUGAAUGUAAAGAAUGUGGGAAGGCCUUUAGAGUACGACAACAACUGACACUCCACCAGAGAAUUCAUACUGGUGAGAAGCCCUAUGAAUGUAAGGAAUGUGGAAAGACUUUUAGUCGUGGUUAUCAUCUUAUUCUUCAUCACAGAAUUCAUACUGGUGAGAAACCUUAUGAAUGUAAGGAAUGCUGGAAGGCGUUUAGUCGUUACUCACAACUUAUUUCACACCAGAGUAUUCAUAUUGGUGUUAAACCCUAUGACUGUAAGGAAUGCGGGAAGGCCUUUAGACUACUCUCACAACUUACACAACAUCAGAGUAUUCAUAUUGGUGAGAAACCCUAUAAAUGUAAGGAAUGUGGGAAGGCCUUUAGAUUGCGCCAAAAACUUACUCUACAUCAGAGCAUUCAUACUGGUGAAAAACCUUUUGAAUGUAAGGAAUGUAGGAAAGCCUUUAGACUUAAUUCAUCUCUUAUUCAACAUCUGAGAAUUCAUUCUGGUGAGAAACCCUAUGAAUGUAAGGAAUGUAAGAAGGCCUUUAGACAACAUUCACACCUUACCCAUCACCUAAAAAUUCAUAGUGUAAAAAUAUGAGAAUGCCUUGUCAGUCCUGUGUUGUGGAACAGUCUGUGAAUGUAGUAAUUAGUCCCUUUUGCUUCAUUCAUGCACCUGACUUGGCAUAAGGGGGCUUAUAUCAUUAACAGAAUGUGUUAAUUUAAUGUAUUCCACCAAGUCAGAUCUUAGAAUAUUCCCAUUCAUUCUACAAACUCAUCUUAUUAAUGUAACAGAUGUGGGGAAGACAUCAUUCUCUCUAGCCCAUCACUUUCCUACUUGUGUUAUAUUGAACAAGAUGCUUAACUGCUCCAUACUAUAAUUUCUUCAUUUGUAAAAUUAUAAUACUGUGGCAGAGUAAAAAUUGCUGCAAAUUCUUUGACACUUCACCCAUCAAGAGGUAAAAUCCACAUGCUUUCUCUGUGAAUCUGGGUUGACUGACUGCUUUGAGCAGUAGAAUAGUAGAAGUACUGCUGUGCUAGUUUCUGGGCCCAGAUUUUACCGGUAGAUUUUACCUCAUCUCUUGGAAUACUCUCUCAAGUUGAGACCUUAAACUGUUAUAUUAAAAAGUCUGGCUACUCUGCUAAAGACACCACAUGAAAAGGCCCUGAGACUACAUAGAGAAGGAGAGGCACUCUGCUGUGCCAUCUUCCAGAUAUGCCCACGAAAACACCAGAUAUUUGAGUAAACAGUUUUGGAUGCUCCAGACCAGCAUCAGCUGAGUUCCUACAGGUGACCUCAGUUGAUGCCAUGUAGAACAAAAAAAUUGACCAGCUGAGCCCCUGCCCAAAUUCCUGACCCACACAAUCAUGAGAUACAAUGGUUGUUAUUUUAAGCUACUAAAUUUUGUUUUAUUAUGUUACUCUCUUGAAAAUCCAUAUGAAAGACUAUGGGCACAAUGAAUAUAGAAAUGCCUUCUAUCAACACUCAUCAGUUAUUGAAUGUCAGAUAACUUAUUCGUUUUUUUUUAAUAUUAUUUAUUUAUUUAUUUAUUUGGCUACCCCAGUUCUUAGUUGCAGCAUGUGAGCUCUUGUUGUGGCAUGUGGGAUCUAGUUCCCUGACCAGGGAUCAAACCUGGGCCACUUGCAUUGGGAGUGUAGAGUCUUAGCCACUCGACCACCAGGGAAGUCCCAACUUAUUCUUGUUAAAAUACUUGAAAGUAAGAAGUUCUUUUUCAAUUUGUUCAUAAAAAAGAAGAUAUUCUAGGGACUUACCUGGUGGUCCAGUGGUUAAGACUCUGCACUUUCACUGCAGGGGAAGCUGGUUCCAUCUGUAGUCAGGGAACUACGUGCUGUACGGCAUGGCCGAAAAAACCCCAACAAGCAAAAAAGAGAAGAUAUUCUACAGUCAUAUUCUCUGCCUCAGUAUAAAUUUUAUUUAAAAUUAACG
Molecule: messenger RNA, 3272 nt
Organism: Odocoileus virginianus texanus
Lineage: Eukaryota; Metazoa; Chordata; Mammalia; Artiodactyla; Cervidae
Gene: ZFP82
Product: ZFP82 zinc finger protein
Biological process (GO): negative regulation of transcription by RNA polymerase II
Cellular component (GO): nucleus
Molecular function (GO): RNA polymerase II transcription regulatory region sequence-specific DNA binding; DNA-binding transcription repressor activity, RNA polymerase II-specific
Source: RefSeq, a predicted model, not a curated record